Fundulus heteroclitus (mummichog) is the source of this 3415-nucleotide messenger RNA. It is a transcript of the gene plod2, whose product is annotated as procollagen-lysine, 2-oxoglutarate 5-dioxygenase 2. The transcript has 20 exons. Gene Ontology annotation, biological process: peptidyl-lysine hydroxylation. Gene Ontology annotation, cellular component: endoplasmic reticulum. The record is from RefSeq and is a predicted model, not a curated record. NCBI's taxonomy places the organism in Eukaryota, Metazoa, Chordata, Actinopteri, Cyprinodontiformes, Fundulidae. Gene Ontology annotation, molecular function: procollagen-lysine 5-dioxygenase activity; L-ascorbic acid binding; iron ion binding. Bases 290 to 2560 code for a protein of 756 amino acids.
ACCCCAGUGGCUGCUGCGGCAAUUAAGGAACCACGCCUGCUGCUUCUCUAAUUUCUCUGAAUUGUGCUCUUUAUAUACAACCCCGCUCUCUGCCGCUGGAGAAAGUUCUCUCCGGUGGCAGCAGGUCUGCUCGUCCAGAAAACGCCGUAUUAUUAUACAUGUCCCAAUUAUUCUAACAUCGCGAGAGCUCAGAGUGAGACCCCUGCGGGGCUGGUCUGAACAAGCAACAGAAAUUAUUAGGCGCUCGGUCGGUCGGUCCCUCUGACCGGCAACAAGCCCAGCAAUAGCCAUGGAGUACCUCAGGUUCUGUUUGGUGUUAUCAUGCUGCAUGAAGUUCGGAAGUUCUGUCCUCUCCAGUGACGCGCCUCAAGCCCCUGCGCCUAUUCCUAAAGAAAAGCUGCUGGUCUUAACUGUAGCGACGGAGGAAACGGACGGCUUCCACCGCUUCAUGCAGACCGCCGAUUAUUUCAACUACACUGUGAAGGUGUUGGGAAUGGGAGAGACGUGGAAGGGCGGAGAUGUUGGUCGUUCUAUCGGUGGAGGGCAGAAAGUGAGACUACUGAAGGAGGCCAUGGAGUCUCUGGCUCAUCAGGAAGAUCUUAUCGUUUUGUUUGUGGAUAGUUAUGAUCUUAUCUUCGCUGGGGGACCAGAGGAGAUCCUAAGGAAGUUCCAGCAAGCCAAUCACAAGGUGCUGUUUGCUGCAGAGGGACUGAUAUGGCCGGAUAAGAGGCUAGAUGACAAGUACCCCUCAGUACGAAGUGGCAAACGCUAUCUCAACUCUGGAGGUAUAAUUGGCUAUUCCCCAUAUGUAAACAGAAUAGUUUCACAGUGGGAUCUGCAGGACAAUGAUGACGACCAGCUCUUCUACACUAAGAUUUACCUGGAUGUAUUGAAACGAGAAUCUCUUAACAUGACGCUGGACCACAAGUGCCAGAUUUUCCAGAAUCUGAACGGGGCUGUUGAUGAGGUGCUUCUCAAGUUUGGAACCGACAGGGUGCGAGUAAGAAACACGGUGUACAAUUCCCUGCCUGUUGUCGUCCAUGGCAAUAGAAACAGUAAAUUGUACUUAAACUACCUGGGGAACUAUGUGCCCAAUGCAUGGAACUAUGAACAUGGCUGCAGCCACUGUGACGAUGAUCUUCUGGAUUUGUCUCAGUUACAUGAGUAUCCAGAGGUGCUGCUUGGAGUCUUCAUCGAACAGCCAACUCCGUUCCUCCCGGAGUUCUUCCACCGGCUGCUUACCCUGGACUAUCCGAAAGAUAAACUGAAACUCUUUGUUCAUAACAACGAGGUUUAUCAUGAGAAGCACAUUCAGAGGUUCUGGGAGGAGAACAGAGACGUGUUCAAGAGUUUCAAAGUUGUGGGACCCGAGGAAAACUUAAGCCAAGGAGAAGCCAGGAACAUGGGAAUGGAUCUUUGUCGCAAGGAUGCCACGUGUGACUACUACUUCAGCAUAGAUUCAGAUGUAAUGCUCACCAACCGACAGACACUGAAGCUCCUCAUCGAACAAAACAGAAAAAUAAUUGGUCCACUUGUCACUCGUCAUGGCAAGCUGUGGUCGAACUUCUGGGGAGCCUUAAGUCUAGACGGCUACUAUGCACGCUCUGAGGAUUAUGUCGACAUUGUACAAAGGAAGCGAGUGGGUGUGUGGAACAUUCCUUACAUGGCGCACGUGUACCUCAUCAAGGGAACUGUAUUAAGGAAUGAACUUAAAGAAAGGAACCACUUUGUUCUGGAGAAACUGGACCCAGAUAUGGCUUUGUGUAGAAACUCCAGAGAAAUGACCAGUCACAGGGAGAAAGACUCCCCUUCUCCGGAAUCAUUCCAUAUGCUCAGGUCCCUAAAGGGAGUAUUCAUGUACAUAACCAACCGUCAUGACUUUGGGAGGCUCAUUUCCACAGCUAAUUAUAACAUAUCUCGUUACAACAACGACCUGUGGCAGAUAUUUGAAAACCCUGUGGACUGGAAGGAGAAGUACAUCCACCCAAACUACACUCGAAUCUUCACAGAGAACCAUUUGGAGGAGCCUUGUCCAGAUGUGUUCUGGUUCCCAGUGUUCUCAGAGAAGGCAUGUGAUGAAAUAGUUGAGGAGAUGGAGCACUAUGGUUUAUGGUCUGGGGGCAAACAUGAGGACAAAAGGAUCGCUGGAGGCUACGAGACAGUGCCGACGGAUGACAUUCACAUGAAACAAAUUGGGUUUGAUAAGGAGUGGCUGCACUUUCUCCGAGAGUACAUAUCACCCGUCACAUUAAAGGUUUUCUCUGGUUAUUUCACUAAGGCAUACGCAGUGAUGAACUUUGUGGUUAAAUACACACCGCAUAGACAGGCCUUCCUGAGGCCCCAUCACGAUUCCUCCACCUUCACCAUCAACAUCGCUCUCAACAACAAGAACACUGAUUUUCAGGGUGGAGGUUGCCGUUUCCAUCGAUACAACUGUUCCAUAGAAUCACCAAGAAAAGGAUGGAGCUUCAUGCACCCAGGACGCCUGACUCAUCUCCACGAAGGUUUACCCACAACCAACGGCACUCGCUACAUUGCAGUGUCAUUCGUUGAUCCUUGAACUGUCCUUUUAUAAACAUACUGUAAAUUAUUGUUUUGUUUUUUUUCUUCAAUUUUGCUUUAGUUUUUUGGGGGGGUUCUUUUUUGUGUCUGAUGGUUUCAUGAGACAUUUCUUUUUUUUACUUUUUUUAAAGCAAAUGCUUUGAAAGAAUGAUGUUAUUUUCAAAAGAAUCUCUGUCAAACAGAGUCAAGAUGGUAAAGUAAAGUUACAACUGGCAUAAAUGGCAUAAAGUAGAUUGGUAAUAAGCUAAAAGGGUACAGAGUGUUGCUACAUUACAGCUUUUAAGUGUUUCAUUCAAAGCAGACAGCAUUUAUGUGUACUGUAGGUUGCCAUGAUUUUUUUUUAAUAUAAGACUGAUUUCAUACCAUCUUGGUAGCCGUCAUACACACUGGCAUCUUCACAAACAAGCAGCUGGAGCAUUUGCACAUUUAAGUACGGUAAUUGUGUUUCAGGUAAAAAGUUCUGCUCGAUUGAUGCUUACUAUUACUGGUGCUAGUCAACGUCAACUUCUUUGCAUCUAAGACAAAUGUCUUCAUAUACCAGAAAGCAUGUUGUUGUUUUUUUCUGUACUGAUGCAGCUUCUUCAAGACUUUUAUUUGAAGAAACUUUGAAAGGGGUUAUUUUCUCUGCACAGCCGACAAACAAGACAGCAGAUUUCAGUUCACUCUUUAGCAUUUUUCACAUUUUACUGCCUUCUGCUUUUUCUUUCUUUAUUGAACUUGGCAAUGCUCAUUUGCUUUUCUGAAAAUGUAUUGGCCAUUUUUCCUGACGGAUGUGAGUGACUGGAUUUUGAAACUCAGAAAAUGAACAUGUUUAAGUUAUUGUCAAUAUUGAAUAAAAAUCUGUUUAAAAAUG